Messenger RNA from Labeo rohita (rohu), 5532 nucleotides. It is a transcript of the gene mctp2a, whose product is annotated as multiple C2 domains, transmembrane 2a. Gene Ontology annotation, cellular component: synaptic vesicle membrane. The record is from RefSeq and is a predicted model, not a curated record. Gene Ontology annotation, biological process: regulation of neurotransmitter secretion. Gene Ontology annotation, molecular function: calcium ion binding. Lineage: Eukaryota; Metazoa; Chordata; Actinopteri; Cypriniformes; Cyprinidae.
AAAAUAAAGAAAUAAAGAAAAGAAAAUGCUAUAUAAGAGGUGUAUUUUAUUGAUUACUGGAUUAUUUUAUUGAUAACUGAAUUUACAAAACGUAAGCGUCACGUCAUUGAUCCGCAGACAUGCAAUAUGAAACGCGGCCAGCAGGUGGCACCGAGUUCGCACGCAGCCCAAACCAAUGAGUGGACAUUAUCAGCACCAUACAAACGUUGCUGGUUUAGUCCCAAGGAAGUCUCGAAAGAAAGUUACCUCAGACGUUGUAUUUUAAGUCAAAACCACAUCCAACCAUACUAUAUAUAAAUAUAGGGGUGUUCACUGACAUUUUGGUAAAGUAAGUAUCAAGGAAGAGUGUAAACACAAAGUAUGUAACGCUACAUUGCAUGCGAACUACCGAAACUCCGGUUACUCUUUCAAAACUAGUCACCACCACCCCACCCUACUACAGAGACAAACCGGUCCAAGCAGAAAGCUCCAGAGACAUCACAACCGCCAUCAAGGUGGAUGUGUAAGGUGGAAAUUCACUGCUCUUGUCAGUCAUGACUUCUAGAGGAAGACACGUCCAGUAAUUUAUCUGGGAAAAGUUGUUUUAAUUUCAGCUGAAGUGCAACCUCAUCUGCAGUCACAAUGGAUCAAAAGAAGAAAGUCUGGCCCCAUCUCCGUGAAAGGGCCAGGUUAAAUCUGAAGAUUGGAAAGAAGGGUCUGGGGAAGAAGAAAAAGACCCCUCUGAAAUACAGGAGGAGCAUUUCAGUACCAGACCUCAUGAUUAAUCCCAGUGCCAUGCUGGCUUUGCAAGGUGAUCCCAGGACACCAGGUCACAACUCUGUCUUCUUUGGAAACAUGGAGGGUUCAUGUGACAUGGAUGAAACAGCAAGUGAAACCUCCAGUGUGGCCUUUUCUGAGCGGUUAAGUCUCGCUGAUGUGCCGUACUCCUGCAGCCCCGCGCCAUCAGAAAGACCAGCUGCUGCUGACUUUCCAGUUUUUAUGGAAACUGAUGAGCUACGAAGAGCCACGACAUGGUACAUAGAUGAUUUAGAUUCUGUACAUCCUGUACAUAUUUAUAUAGAAAAACAGUUCGCACCUGUGCCUGCAGAAAGGAAAUCGCCUGCUCAGAAACCAAAGGACCCCUCAAAUAAAGUGGCAGAAGCUCUUUGUAGAGCCAGUGCAGGAAGACAGACGCCUCCAUCACGAGCUUCAGACGAAAUGUCUACACUGACCUUCACAGAGUCAGUCAGCACUACUCCAUCUCCAUCUGAGGAGAAAGCCUACAUUUCAUGUCCUACUGAGCUCGUGCCGUCCUCUCCAAUGGAAAUGUUCGUUGCAGGGUCAGCUGAGGACAUGGACUUUCUCAAUGAAACCAGUGAUUUUGAUACGCUUUCAGAACCAGAACGAAACAUUCCACCAGGAUUAAAUGACAGUCAGAGUCAGUUUGCUUUAGCACAGCAGAAGGUCCAGUAUCUCCUCACCAUCAACCUAAAGGAAGGCAAAAACCUGGUUAUCAGAGACCGCUCAGGUACAAGUGACCCAUUCGUCAAAUUCAAAUUAGACGGCAAAAACAUCUACAAAAGCAAAGUUGUGAACAAGAACCUGAAUCCCAUCUGGAAUGAAUCGUUUUCCUUUCCCGUCAGAGACCUCGAUCAGACUCUUCAUCUCAGGGUAUAUGAUCGUGACCUAAGAUCCAAUGACUUCAUGGGAUCAUGCAGCUUUCCCCUCUAUAAACUGGAGUUGGACAGAAUAAUGCCAAUGACACUAGCAUUGGAGGACCCCAACAGUGCCGAAAGUGAUAUGGGUGUGAUCAUUCUCGAGGCCUGCCUGUCCAUCCGAGAGGAGCCUGCCAAACGAAAUAAGUGGCUUCUAAGAAGAAAGGGAAGCUUUGGGAAGGGACAGCCGAUAAGCCCGGCGCAGGUUGGGCGGCUCAUGGGUGCGCAGAAGACUCAGAUUUGGAGUGGAAUUUACACCGUCAUCCUGGUCGAAGGCCGAGACAUGCCCGACUGCGGUCAGGGGGACGUCUACGUGCGUUUCAGAGUGGGAGACCAGAGGGUCAGGAGCAAGAAUCUGUGUAUUAAGGCAAACCCGCAGUGGAGAGAGUCCUUCGAAUUUAACCAGUUCCAGGAUGCUCAGGAGAAUCUGGUGGCGGAGGUUUGUUGCAAGAGGGGCAGGAAGUCAGAGGAGUGCUGGGGAAUACUAGAUAUUGACCUGACCAGACUUCCUGUCAACCAGAGGCAGUUAUAUACUCAUGAGCUGGACCCAAACAAGGGCCGACUGGUGUUUCUGGUCACACUGACCCCGUGUUCUGGUGUGUCCAUCUCAGACGUUCAGUCAGCUCCGUUAGAUAACCCUAAGACCUUUGAGGAGAUGCAGGAGAAAUAUAGAUUGACGAAUACUCUGCGGGACUUCAAGGAUGUUGGCUAUCUUCAAAUCAAGUUAAUAAAAGCCACAGAUCUUCCAUCAACAGAUAUAAGUGGUAAAAGUGACCCUUUUUGUACCCUUGAGCUUGGUAAUAGCAAACUGCAAACUCACACAAUAUCCAAAACCCUGAAUCCUGAAUGGAGAACAGCCCUAACAUUUCCCAUUAAGGACAUCCAUGAUGUUCUGGUGCUCACAGUCUAUCAUGAUGACGGGGACAAAGCUCCAGACUUCCUGGGAAAAAUUGCCGUCCCUUUAUUAACUGUUUCUAAUGGCCAACAAAUUACUAGACAGCUUAAGAAUAACAAUCUAUCAAGGACAACCAAAGGAAACAUCACACUGGAGUUGAAACUCUACAACCCUAUAAGAGCAGGUGUGAAAACCUUCCGGCCGAAGGAAACAAAGUUUGCAGAGGACAACCCGAAGUUUAACAAAAAGCUUUUAGCACGUAAUAUCUAUCGAGUGAGGAAGAUCAGCAUGGCCAUUCUCUAUACGCUGCAGUAUAUUAAAAGCUGCUUCCACUGGGAGAACACGCAAAGGAGUAUUACAGCCUUCCUGAUAUUUGUGGUGACAGUGUUGCUUUGGGAGCUGUUCAUGUUGCCUCUCUUCCUCCUUCUGCUCAUUGGCUGGAACUACUUCCACAUCACACCAGGCAUGGCCAGCUACAGUCAGGACUUGGAGAACAUGUCCGUGGCCGAGGACGAGGACGAGGAUGAAAAGGAAUCAGAGAAAAAAGGACUGAUGGAAAAAAUCCACAUGGUUCAAGAAAUUGUGCUUACAGUUCAGAACACUUUAGAUGAAGUGGCUUCCAUUGGGGAAAGAGUGAAAAACACAUUCAACUGGUCAGUACCGUUCUUGUCGUUCCUGGCCUGCCUGGUUCUGUUUCUGGCGACUGCCAUCUUGUACUACAUCCCACUGCGGUACAUAGUUUUAGUGUGGGGUGUUAACAAAUUUACCAAGAAGCUUUUCAACCCAUAUGCCAUUGACAAUAAUGAAAUACUGGAUUUUCUCAAGAGGGUGCCUUCUGAUGUUCAAAAGGUGCAGUACAGCGAACUGAGAGCUGAGCUCGGCAACCAGGGCCCGGCGAAGAAGAAACGCUUGCGCUGAAACCCGACGGACGUGUCGGAUGAAAGGGACGGACGGCGUUUCAAGACACGGUCUGUUUAAGUCAUAAUGCCCCGUGCGAGUGGAGGAGGAGCCCCCUUGUGCCAAGCCAUCCGCAUUUCCACUGAGGUGUAUUCAUUGGCUGUAUGUGUGUGUGUAUUUGUAUCUGCGUGUGUGAGAGGGGCCCCUCCUGACAGGGCCUUUGGCCCUCGUGAACUCACAUGGUCACAGUGUCUGAGCAUAUGAAGGUAAAGACGGGCUCUACAUGUGGUCAUGCCGAAAUGCAAUGAAAUGCAUAUAUUAGAGACCAUCGUAUGUGCUUCCUGUUGCAGGGAAUAUUUAAAUGAGGGCAAUAUUUAAAUGUUUAUAUUCAUUUAACAUUUUUAUUCAAAAUCAUUUUAUAAUGUACUCUGUUUGUUUUUUCUAUCAAUCUCUAAUGUUCUGUACAUAUAUGCGGCAGAUAAAGAUGAAAUGAAGAAGAUGACUAAAAGUUUGACUUCUUAAAUGUGUUUUUCUUCUCUCACAUCCUUAACUCCGUGUUGUUUGUGAAAGAUACACACAGGAUUAUUACCCAGCCCACACUUCAGAAGAGGAUGCUGGUCACUGUUGGAGGAAAACAUCAAAGUCUGUGUGUGUCCAGAGCAGUCAGCUAAUGCACCGCUUUUGUAGUUCGCUGACAAUAACAAGGUCCAGAUGAGAGAGCUCAUCUCUCAUAAAGAGGGAGGGAGACUGAGAGAGAGAGAGUGAGUGAGUAUACACACUCCAUACCCCGCACUUAGCGUCUCCCAUUUUCAUUAAAAUCACCUCCAGUGCCUAAUGGCUCUCUACUAGACCCAUCACUCUGUAGUGUUAGCACCAGUGAUGGGGCUUCAAGUAGAGCAAAUGGAGAUUUCCUGCCUCAUCAACUUAUUUAUUCAUAUUACAGACAUAUUCCAGGCUCUCUGCUAUCAGAGAGUCAUUUUUAUAGAAAGCAACAUUGCCAAAGUGGUGCAUCUUGAAUGUUGGCAUUCGGAGCGUUGAUUUGAAAUUAAUAUUAAGCGAUUAUUAAUCAAGUUAACAGCAAGCACCUUUUCACAGUGCAGAGUUUUGUCCUUCGCCUCCAUUUACUGACAGACAGCGAGGCAGGAAAAGUUUCUUUCAAAGAAAUGUAAAACCGAACAGAAAGAAGAAACUUCCUCAGAUGUCGUCCGCUCGCCCGCUCUCCCUCAAUAAUUUAGCGAGCGAGGUAAAUAGCCGAGCGGACGCUUUGUAAAAAUAGCCGUAGCCAUACAGAUGAGCCCGAGACCCCAGCUCAGGGAGUUUGUUCAGACUGAUUGGAGUGCUCAGCAUCCCAGCCUGCCCCCCCUCCCUUCGCUCCUCUGCAGUUUGGUGCUGGUGAAAGAGCAUCGGUUGGUGCAGCGUGAAGAGUUUGAUUGGCUCUCAGGGACCUGCUGGAGCCUGGGGCUAUCUCUUUUGACAGUCUGAUAGAGACAUCACGGCACUCUCCCAGGAGCUGCCACCGGGGGUCCGAUUCAAAGCGAGGGGGAGUGGAGGUGACCCGCGACGCUCUGACGAGAGAAAUCCCACACACAAACUCCUCCGCUGGGGGGGCCACGGAGAGGGAGAGCAAGGAGGGGAGGGCCGGUGUCCCUUAGCUCAGUAAAUGAGACCCCAUCAGAUGUCUGCGUGAGGUGAAACCAAUUAAACAAUGCUUGCAGGAAAGCGCCAGUCGUCGGGUUAGCACCAAAACUUGAAAGCGAGCCUCUAAGUGGAUGUGAAGUGUUUGUGCUGGAGGAGAGCAGCGGUCUUCAAAAAUUCAAGACCGUCUCGAAAACGCAGAUGAAAUGAGAGGCUGCCGAUUGGAAUCUCUCGUAAGGAGAGGCCCGACGCAGCAUUCAUCUCCGAGAGCUCGUGUUGACAAGUGUUUUUGGGUAAACUGCCUUGAUGAAAAUCUUGUGCUUUGAUGCUUCAGACAUUUAGAAAUGUCAAAUUGUGGGGCGAAAAUGAAUGCACAAAAUAUUAGCACACCCUCUAACGUUCAGCUCUAAC